AUGAGCCUUGAAGUCAGAAAAAUGACUUCCCUUGAAGAGGGUUCAAACAAUCCCUCUCUAGAAAGUCCUAAGUAUGCGAAUGAGAUACACCAGUUAUUAUCACUGAAAGUGCCACCUGAAUUUUCAGUAAUAUUUCAAAUGUAUAAACUUCUCUAUGAUUUAACAGAAGAUAGCAUAGAUCAAGUCGUUGAAUUCCUUGAUAAAGAAUUCAAACCUCAAUAUUAUAGAGAAUUUUUCAAAAUUCUUACUGAAUUCACAAGAAUUAAUGCAAGAUACACUAAAUUAGCAAACAAAUUACUAACUAUACUAAGAACUCGUAUUGCAAAUCUUACAAAAUACAUUUAUUACUACGUUGAUUCAUAUUCACUCAUGCAAUAUAUUUAUAAAGCAGGAGAUUAUCAAGCAGAAGAUUUAAAAAGAUUAGUUAAACGUCACGAUAGAUUUACAUGUUUCUUUCCCGACCUUUUCGAAUACAUUGAAGAUGAUCCUCAUUAUUGCGCAUAUUAUAAAUGCGCUUUAAAUGUAAUUCAAGCCGGAAUAGAGGAUAGAAAGUGGGCUGAUAUAUACCCUCCAAAUUGCAUUCAGUAUUCCAUCUACCACGAUGAUCCUUCUACUUUGAAAAAAUAUUUGACCAAAAAAAAGUUCAAAAUUAAUGGCAAAAUUUUCCAUUCACCAAUAGAAUGGUUUGCGAACAGGCCAUUGGAAAGACCAGAAACAUGGAGACUUACACGAACUCCAUUAGAACUUAGUGCUUAUUAUGGAUCAAUCAAGAGUUUUCGAUUGAUAAAAGAUAAAGGAGGAAUCAUUGAUAAAAAUGUUGUUUUAGCAGCAAUUGCAGGAAAAAACAAUGACAUUAUUGAGAUAUGUGAUGAAACAAAUGACUUUCCAGAUAUUGAAGAAAUUGUCAUUCAUGCUGUUAAGUAUCAUAAUCCGAGGUUUUAUGUUCUUGCAAAUGAAAUAGAAAUCACUGAAAAUCUUUUGGAAAGAUGUUUGUUGCAUUCGAACUAUGAAGCGUAUUUCUACUUCAAAAGCAUUAAGGAUAUCAAUGUAUCGUAUCAAUACUUGGCAUGGAAAGGUUUUUAUUCAUUAUUGAGGCCUCUUUUUGAUCAAAAUCUCGAUUUAGAUUACUUCAGAAUUUUUAAAUUUUUUGUCUUGAAAGGAGAAUUUGAAAUCUUACUUGAAAUCAUAGAAAUUCAUAAAGAUAUUGACUUCAUGAAAAGAGAUGAAGAUGGCCUUUAUCUUAUCCAUUAUGCUGCAAUGUCGCACAAUACGAAAAUUAUUGAUUUACUCAUCAAAAAUGGUUUAGACGUAAAUUUGAAAAGCGAAAUUGGAAUGACAGCAGUUCAAUUUGCAAUAGAAGUCAAUGAUUUAGAAAUGUUCAACUAUUUGGUUGAUGUUCUUCAUGCUGAUGUCCACAUAGUUGAUGAACUCGGUAAUACUUGUUUGCAUUCUGCUGCUUUUUCAUCAGAUCCAGAGAUAACAGAUAGAUUACUUGCAAUGGAUUUGAAAUCUAAUGUAAAGAAUAAAGAUGGUAAAACCCCUAUUGAAAAUAUAAAGGAUAAGGAUAAAUUUGCUGAUGCAAAAGAAUACUACUCUAAAUAUGAGAAUAUUUUUCUUAAAUAA
Molecule: messenger RNA, 1623 nt
Organism: Trichomonas vaginalis G3
Lineage: Eukaryota; Parabasalia; Trichomonadida; Trichomonadidae
Product: protein ubiquitination
Exons: 1
Coding region: 1-1623 (540 amino acids)
Molecular function (GO): protein binding
Source: RefSeq, a predicted model, not a curated record